AUGUCACCUUUCAAGAUCGUCUAUGGGAAGCCUUGCCAUUUGCCUGUUGAACUUGAACAUAAGGCAUUUUGGGCAAUUAAGAAAUUGAACAUGGAUUGGAUUAAUGCUGGAAAUAACCAACUACUGGAGUUAAAUGAGAUAAAGGAAUUCAAAGCUCAAGCUUAUGAGAAUGCCAAACUAUACAAAGAAAAGACAAAACGAUGGCAUGAUAAGAAGAUUUUGCCACGGCCAUUUGAACCUAGACAACUAGUGUUGUUAUUCAAUUCCAGGCUAAAUUUUUUUCCUGGCAAAUUGAAGUCUCGUUGGUCUGGCCCAUUUGAGAUAGUGCAUGUUUACCCUCAUAGAGCUGUAGAAGUCAAAGAUGGCAAGACUGACUUUAAUUUCAAAGUCAAUGGCCAACUUUUGAAGCACUAUUGGGGUGCUCUCAUACUUCGUGAUAAACAUUCCAUUGCUCUUCGAACUGCAUAG
Molecule: messenger RNA, 468 nt
Organism: Gossypium raimondii (Peruvian cotton)
Lineage: Eukaryota; Viridiplantae; Streptophyta; Magnoliopsida; Malvales; Malvaceae
Exons: 1
Coding region: 1-468 (155 amino acids)
Source: RefSeq, a predicted model, not a curated record